UUAAAUGAUAUCGAAGUUAAAACCUCCGAAAAACCCACCCUCGUGAAGGCCCUCCGUCAAAUCAUUCCGUAGCCCAUCAUCUGCUUCAGGCCAGAACUGCUGUUUGCCGAUGUCAACGUCGCUCUCUUUUCCAUUUCUCUCUCCUCUACAAGCUCCUGCUUCAUCGAAAGAGUGUCGAAAGGAAAGGGUUUCUGGAUUAUGGAGAAACACGAAGGUCCUGAAGAAAUUAGUGGUGACAGCAGGUCCAAAGAGGAUAUCCUUUGACAGAGAGUGCAGAGAGGCCUUGCUGGCCGGGAUUAACAAGCUUGCGGACGCUGUUUCCGUUACCUUGGGGCCUAAAGGGCGUAAUGUUGUGCUUUCUGAGUCUGGGUCAUUAAAAGUGAUCAAUGAUGGUGUCACAAUUGCACGGGCCAUAGAGCUCGUAGAUUCAAUUGAACAUGCUGGAGCAGUAUUAAUUCAAGAGGUCGCCACUAAGACCAAUGAUUUAGCUGGUGAUGGCACUACCACUGCAAUCAUAUUGGCUAGAGAGAUAAUCAGAUCUGGUUUACUGGCUGUUUCUUUUGGUGCUAACCCUACUUCUUUGAAGAAAGGAAUGGACAAGACUGUAAGACAAUUGGCUAAAGUUCUAAAGAAGAAGAGUUAUCCUGUAAAAGGGAGGGAUGACAUAAAAGCCAUAGCGUCAAUAUCUGCUGGAAAUGAUGAUUUCAUCGGGAACUUAAUUGCUGAAGCUAUAGAGAAGAUUGGCCCUGAUGGAGUAAUCUUUGUUGAAUCCUCCUCCUCGUCUGAAUCCUCUGUGAUUGUUGAAGAAGGAAUGAAGAUCAACAAGGGAUAUAUGUCGCCCCAUUUCAUAACAAACCAGGAUAAAUCAAUAGUGGAAUUUGAAAAUGCGAAAGUCCUGGUGACUGAUCAAAAGAUAUCUAGUGUCAAAGAGAUUGUUCCUUUGCUAGAAAAGGCUACCCAACUGAGUGUCCCACUGCUAAUAAUUGCUGAUGACAUCUCAAAGCAAGUACUGGAAACACUGGUUGUGAACAAAAUGCAAGGCAUGCUCAAUGUUGCUGUUGUUAAGUGCCCAGGAUUUGGAGGAGGGAAGAAAGCUUUGCUGCAAGAUAUUUCCCUUUUGACAGGUGCUGAUUUUCUGGCUGGAGAUUUGGGCCUCACCCUUGAAGGUGCAACCUCAGAUCAGCUUGGUAUUACAAGAAAAGUAACAAUAACAAGUAAUUCAACAACUAUUGUUGCUGAUCCUUCUACCAAAGCUGAAAUUCAGGCAAGAAUUUUGCAGAUAAAGAAAGAUCUAGCUGAAUCAGAUAGUGCACAUAUGAAAGGAAAGCUCUCUGAAAGAAUUGCAAGACUCUCUGGUGGUUUGGCGAUAAUUAAGGUGGGAGCUCACACAGAGUUGGAACUUGAAGAUCGAAAACUAAGAAUCGAGGAUGCUAAAAAUGCCACAUUUGCUGCCUUGAAUGAAGGUAUUGUACCUGGUGGGGGAGCAAUAUAUGUACAUCUGUCGCAAACAAUUCCUGCCAUAAAGAAGUUAAUGGAAGACCCAGACGAGCAGAUUGGUGCUGACAUUAUCGGAAUGGCCCUUCUUGCACCUGCAAGGUUGAUUGCGAGCAAUGCUGGAGUUGAUGGAACAGUGGUUGUGGAGAAGAUCAGGGAGUCUGACUGGGAAGUUGGAUAUAAUGCAAUGACAGGCAGAUAUGAAGACCUCCUUGCUGCCGGAGUGGUGGAUCCUUGCCGGGUUUCAAGAUGUGCUCUUCAGAGUGCCGUCUCCGUCGCUGGCGUGGUGCUAACAACUCAAGCUGUGUUAGUCGAGAAAACAAGGCCGCCCAGGCCCUCUGUUCCUCAUGUUCCCGGAAUAAAUGGUUAAGAGGGACGGGAAAGGGCAAGAAGACAAUGGAAAUGCCAGAGCUUUGGAUCUGACUGACCACACACCCUUGGCCAUUUUUGCUAAAAGUUUGGAGUUUCCAUGCUUACUGCUGAGUUGCUUGGAGAUGGGCAAAGUCACAAUGCAUGUACAAUUUUGUGUUCGGCUUCCUUUUGGUUGGAUGAAAUUGCAGUAUAUGAGGGAAAAGGUUGCUACAUCUAAGAAUAGCAGUAGGCCCGUAUUUGGAUCCUCUGACCUGACUGCCAUUUCUCCAACAAUGUAUUUGCCCAUUUAAUCUGUUUUUGAUUGGCUAGCUAUUGACUAUUUUGUUUGUAAUGACAAAAGGAACACAUCAGUUACUCCAAUUUAGCAUGAUGAAAAGUAAGAAUGCCAAAUAACUCAUCCCAGUUCAAUUCCCAA
Messenger RNA from Diospyros lotus (date-plum), 2281 nucleotides. RefSeq names its product chaperonin 60 subunit alpha 2, chloroplastic. The transcript has 9 exons. Gene Ontology annotation, molecular function: ATP binding; ATP-dependent protein folding chaperone. The coding region runs from base 110 to 1864 and encodes 584 amino acids. NCBI's taxonomy places the organism in Eukaryota, Viridiplantae, Streptophyta, Magnoliopsida, Ericales, Ebenaceae. Gene Ontology annotation, biological process: protein refolding. The record is from RefSeq and is a predicted model, not a curated record.